AUGGAAAUCCAGGUAUGGUGUAUUAGUUUAAUAAAGGUUAGAGUUAGUGUAAAGGUUGAAAAGUUUAGAGGCGACUUAGUACAUAGUGUUGAAUGUGUAGAGGUUGAAAAGUUUAGAGGCGACUUAGUACAUUGUGUUGAAUGUGUAGAGGUUGAAAAGUUUAGAAGCGACUUAGUACAUAGUGUUGAAUGUGUAGAGGUUGAAAAGUUUAGAGGCGACUUAGUACAUGAUGUUGAAUGUGUAGAGGCUAAAAAGUUUAGAAGCGACUUAGUACGUAGUGUUGAAUGUGUAGAGGUUGAAAAGUUUAUAAGCGACUUAGUACAUGGUGUUGAAUGUGUAGAGGCUAAAAAGUUUAGAAGCGACUUAGUACAUAGUGUUGAAUGUGUAGAGGUUGAAAAGUUUAUAAGCGACUUAGUACAUGGUGUUGAAUGUAUAGAGGUUGAAAAGUUUAGAGGCGACUUAGUACAUAGUGUUGAAUGUGUAGAGGUUGAAAAGUUUAGAGGCGACUUAGUACAUAGUGUUGACUGUGUAGCGGUUGAAAAGUUUAGAAGCGACUUAGUACAUAGUGUUGACUGUGUAGCGGUUGAAAAGUUUAGAAGCGACUUAGCACAUGGUGUUGAAUGUGUAGAGGUUGAAAAGUUUAGAAGCGACUUAGUACAUAAUGUUGACUGUGUAGAGGUUGAAAAGUUUAGAAGCGACUUAGUACAUGGUGUUGAAUGUGUAGAGGUUGAAAAGUUUAGAAGCGACUUAGUACAUAGUGUUGACUGUGUAAAGAUUGAAAAGUUUAGAAGCGACUUAAUACAUAAUGUUUUGUGUUGUAGUCACAACUUAAGCUGUGGGAAGAAAUCGAUAAUCGUUUACAUGUGAUUCUUACCUCACAAGUAAACACGAAAAAUGUUGAUUCGGGGUGAAGAGCUAAUACACAAUCCACAGUGAACUGUGUACAGAGUUGUAGAACAUGAAUCGUAGCUAGUAAAGCAGCCUUACCAGUAAUUUGUUUUAUUUUAACCCCGUACUUCGUUAACUGAUGUUAUUUUAUUUGAAUCAGUUGUUUUUCGUGAACAGGCUGAAUGUUCACUAGAAGUUGCUUUUUUGUGAUCACGUGAGCUUUGUUGUAGUAAUGUGAUAUGUUAGUAAUGUAGCUUUAAUGGCGAAUGAUGGUUUGGUAUAUCGAGCAAGUUUACCAAUGUUACACUCGUAGGUUUUAAGCAACUAGCUGAAUGUUCACUAGAAGCUGCUUUUUUUGUGAUCACGUGAGCUUUGUUGUAGUAAUGUGAUAUGUUAGUAAUGUAGCUUUAAUAGUGAAUGAUGGUUUGGUAUAUCGAGCAAGUUUACCAAUGUUACACUCGUAGGUUUUAAGCAACUACGUGGGUUGUGGUGUAUACAUAUAUUUGUUAUUCUAGUGUUUGUAAACACUGCUGUGUUGCAUUAUGAUCACACCGUUUCGUGAUUGUGAGUUAAACGCACAUAGAUUCUCUUCACAUUGGAGGCCUAGUGGCGGUCUAUGAAUCCGAGGGUUCAUGGUUGGCGUCUCGUUGUAGUAAAAUCGUUCUUCACACUUUUGGACCGUAACCACGUUAUAAGAGUGAGAGUCAAGUCCAACUAUUCGAUUAGAAUAGCUCAAGAGUUGGCGGUGGAUUCUAUUAACUAGCUGUCUUUCUUCCUAGUCUGUAAGUGCAAAAUUAUGGACGGCUAGGCCAGAUAGUCCUCGUGAAGCUUUGCGCGAGAAUCCGAAACAAACAGACUUCACGUUGGAACAAUAUUUAAGCCCAAACAUUUGCAAAGUGACACCUGGAUCAUUAACUGGAAAUUAUUUUAGUUGUGCAGCAGUUAUGUGAUUAACCGAUAGGAGCGAGGACAACAGCAUUUUCUAUAAAAUAAAUGUGGAACGUGACUCAAGAACCAUAAAGUAAUUCGUGCUGGCCAUUAUCUGUCCAACAUUUUGACUUAUAUCUUAACAACCAUAAGUAAUUUGUGCUGGCCAUGGCCAUUAUCUGUCCAACAUUUUGACUUAUAUCUUAACAACCAUAAGUAAUUUGUGCUGGCCAUGGCCAUUAUCUGUCCAACAUUUUGACUUAUAUAUUAACAACCAUAAAGUAAUUCGUGUUGGCCAUUAUCUGUCCAACAUUUUGACUUAUAUCUUAUCAACCAUAAAGUGAUUUGUGCUAGCCAUUAUCUGUCCAACAUUUUGACUUAUAUCUUAACAACCAUAAAGUAAUUUGUGCUGGCCAUGGCCAUUAUCUGUCCAACAUUUUUACCCAUUAAAAUAUAUUUCUUCCAGUAAUUUUUUACAUGUUGAAAACGUAAUGUAGAGGUACAAUAAAUGUUUUUUAUUUUUAAUUUACUUGUAUUUUUUGUUAAGAGGUAGAGAAAGGACUUUGGUCGUUUUGGGUUUUGUAAAUUUUACUGCGGCGGAACGUUUACUUAAUUGUUGUGAUUUUGAUUUGUAACUUUUAUGCAUUUUCUAAACUAAAGCAACAACUUCUCAAAGCAAGAUACUAUAUGAAAUUAUCUACAUAAUUUAUCAAGUUAUUACUGAUCUACAUAGUUAGCUUGCCUCAUCAGGAAUUAUGGGAGCUUCAUCUGUUUUAAAUCGAUAUCGGUGGAAACUGAAUAUCGAAAUAAACUCCUGAAGAAAUAGUAUAAUAUCGUCACGUGAAAAUAAUGUUAUUUUAUAUAAAUCAAAGGAUUGUUCUAACGAAAUCUAAUUUGGCACUUGUUAUAUAAUACGGUUUAACGAACGCUUCCCGUUUACGCGCUCCCAACUUGUUAUAUUUUGUUCAGCCUGUUUACAAAUGUUUGAGUUAGUUUGAUACACACAAUGAUACUACAUCUCGUGUCUCCUAUAAUUCUGUACACAUACACACAAUGAUACUACGUCUCCUGUCUCCUAUAAUUCUGUACACAUACACACAAUGAUACUACGUCUCCUGUCUCCUAUAAUUCUGUACAUACACACACAAUGAUACUACAUCUCCUGUCUCCUAUAAUUCUGUACACAUACACACAAUGACACUACAUCUCAUGUCUCCUAUAAUUCUGUACACAUACACACAAUGAUACUACGUCUCCUGUCUCCUAUAAUUCUGCACACAUACACACAAUGAUACUACGUCUCCUGUCUCCUAUAAUUCUGUACACAUACACACAAUGAUACUACAUCUCCUGUCUCCUAUAAUUCUGCAGAUCAUUUCGGAACUAAAAAAAUAGUAAUUAUAAAGGACAAUAAUUCUGUAUUUGUCAACAAAACAAACAGGAACAAUUUAAGUAUUGCUAACUACUGUGUACCGGUAAAUUAAUCAUCAUUUGUUGGCAUAUAUCAGGCGAGCUACCGAUUUGUCUUCGACAUUAACUCGUUAGUAAAUGAUAAGUUUUACGUAAACAUCGCUGCUUUUAUAUGUAUAUAAAUAUUACGCUGAGAAAAUGAAUUUUCAAGCUUUGUAGCAUUGUAAAAAUAUAUUACCGUGAUAUUGUUUUGUGGUUGUUACUUGAACCAACUUAGAAAGUUUAAUCCUUUACUGUAUGUUCAAAAUAAUCGUUAAGAAUGAUUGAUGUUGCUUGUAAACAUAUUUGUAAAUUUCCUUUGACAUAUUUAUAUUGCAUAAAUUUUAUAUUUUGUUUGAAAUGCCAUAUUAUAUCUGUAUUGUUGUGCUGGUUGUGGCAAGUAUUAUAUCUGUAUUGUUGUGCUGGUUGUGGCAAGAGCUUAUUUCUGGUUCAUCACACUAGGAUAACUUUUAACUUAUUGUUGGCUAAGUGGUCUUUCUAAGCUAUAUAGAAAGCCACCUGGCUUAAGAUAUGCCAAAUGGAGCAAAAGUAAAGCUCAUAAACGAAGCACUAGCCAACAGUGAGUCAAAUUUUCAAGCAGUAUAUAUAUAUAUUUAGUUGACUUAUUGUUACUUCAUGAUAUUUUGCUUUUAUAUGCAUGCUACUGUAGCAAGUGUAAGCCGGUGAAUAAAAAAUUUGCUGAAAAA
Molecule: messenger RNA, 3971 nt
Organism: Limulus polyphemus (Atlantic horseshoe crab)
Lineage: Eukaryota; Metazoa; Arthropoda; Merostomata; Xiphosura; Limulidae
Exons: 3
Coding region: 1-867 (288 amino acids)
Source: RefSeq, a predicted model, not a curated record